UACACUCUUAGUCUUAUCCUGAUUUUCUGUCACCACAUGGUCCCUCCUUCCCUCUGUCCCCUUUUUCCAAUAUCUCUUUCUAUGACAGACAAAGUCGUUCAAUUAUAUCUCUUAUGAUUUCCCUGCACUUUCGCUGACAUUCAUCUCUCUUCAUUCUAUUAACUACCCUGUCUUCUUCUCUCUCUUGAUUCACAAUUUGAAUUGAAUUCAUACAGUAUAUAGGCCUUCCUCAUGGCGUGAAAUUGGGGAGUCAUGAUGGGAGUGGAAAGUGAAUUCUAAGCAAAGCACUCUGUCGUAACUACUUUUCUGUUUUCUUUGCAAGUUACUUCUUAAGGCUAAAGGGUUUUGGGAAAUGGUGUUCAUGGUGUUGUGUGAGGGAAUAAGAAGGUGCAGCUUUGGCUAAAUUGUGGAUGGACAGGAGGAGUUGGCUAUGGCGCAGGAAGUCUUCUGAGCAAAGUCCAGGUGAAACUGAGAGUUCUGGUUCAAUGUCAUCUCAUUUAGAAAGAUUCUCUGAUGAUCAGGUAUACCCUACCGAAACUACUCCAUCUCCAGAAGUCACGUGUGAGGCUGCACCAAAUGAUGAAGAAGCUACUGAUGUGAAGACUCUAACAGAAAAGUUAUCUAUUGCUCUCUUAAACUCUAGUGCAAAAGAAGAAUUGGUAAAGCAGCAUGCUAAGGUUGCCGAAGAAGCUGUCUCAGGCUGGGAGAAGGCUGAAAAUGAAGUGUUGAUUUUAAAACAACAACUUGCCGCUUCAAAACAGAAAAACUCAGUUCUUGAAAACCAAGUUAGUCAUCUUAAUGGGGCACUCAAGGAAUGUAUGAGGGAGCUUCGACAAGCUAAAGAAGAACAAGAUCAAAAUAUUCAUGAAGCUGUUGUUGGUAACUCUUGUGGUGUAUCAGCUCGUUCCGAUCUUCACCAGAGGCUUGAAGAUUUGGAGAAAGAGAAUUCCAAUCUUAAAAUUGAGCUACAAUCUCGACUCGAGGAACUAGAAUUGAGAACCAUUGAGAGGGAUUUGAGUACUCAAGCUGCUGAAACAGCAAGCAAGCAACAUUUGGAGAGUAUAAAAAAGGUGACUAAGCUUGAAUCCGAGUGCCGUAGACUGAAAGCUAUGACUCGCAAAACAUUCUCUGCUAAUGAUCAUAGGUCUUUGACUGCUUCUUCAGUUUAUGUAGAGUCUUUUACUGAUAGCAUGUCAGAUAUUGGAGAGAGGCAACUGGUAGUUGAAAGUGAUAUGCGGAAAUUAGGAGGCUGGGAUGAGAAUGAAAGCGAGCCAAGCCACUAUGACUCAUGGUCAUCAACUUUAAUCUCAGAACUUGAUCAAGUUAAGAGUGAAAACACUGCUGAAAAAAACUCUAUAGUCUUUUCAACUGAGAUCAAUCUGAUGGAUGAUUUUCUUGAAAUGGAAAGGCUUGCUGCAUUGCCAGAUACCGAAAGUGUAAGCGGUUUUCCUGUGGUAGGUACUGCAUCUGACCAACUUAAUGUUGGCCAUGGCACAAGGAAUGCUGAAGUGGAAGCUAUGGUUCAAAAGAAUGCUGCAUUGGAAAAGAAACUAGAGAAAAUGGAGGCUGAUAAACAUGAGCUAGAGAUGGAUCUAACCAAGUGCCAAAAGCAGCUUGAAGCAUCACUGAGUAGGGUGACGGAAAUGGAGUUGGAGGUAGCAGAGCUUCAAACUAAGUUAGUUCUUGCAAACAAAUCAAAUGAAGAAGUAUUUGAAGAACUCAAAGCAACUCAUAAAAAGAAAGAGAUAGCUGAGUCAAAACUCAGAGUUGCUCAAACUGAAGCUGAAGAAUUGGUUUCAAAAAUUUACUCAUUAGAGGAAGAGAUCGAGAAAGAGCGAGCUUUCUCUGCUGAGAAUUUGGCCAGGUGUGGGAAGUUGGAGGAUGAGCUCUUGAGAAUGAACCAUGAAACUCAACUCCAGCAAAACACUGAGAUUAUGCCCGGAGAAAGUGUUAAUAGUGAGAUGAAGCAGGAGAAGGAACUAGCAUUGGCUGCUAAUAAAUUUGCUGAGUGCCGGAAAACCAUCGAGUCUCUAGGACUGCAGUUGAAGUCCCUUGCAACAUUGGAAGACUUAAUACAUGAUUCAGAGAGCCCUGUGGAGUUAACUUGUGAAGUUACACCAGGCUCCCAAAAUGGUGGUGUGCAGCUGAAGAAGUUACAUAGUGAUGAUUUGAGUUUGUCCAAAGGAGAUUCUGAAUCAUCAUCAGUUACACUAAAUCCAUCUAUUACCCAUGAAAAAGCCCGAAAUAGUUUUGGUAGGUUCAACCCACGAAGCAAGAGUGUAAGCAGAACAAGAGGCCACUAAAAGAUAGAUAAGGUGGAGAAAUAAAUAACUUUGUAAACGUGGUUUAUAAUUAUUUAACGUGUAUAAAUCCAAACUUUCUUAUC
Cajanus cajan (pigeon pea) is the source of this 2386-nucleotide messenger RNA. RefSeq names its product filament-like plant protein 3. NCBI's taxonomy places the organism in Eukaryota, Viridiplantae, Streptophyta, Magnoliopsida, Fabales, Fabaceae. The record is from RefSeq and is a predicted model, not a curated record.